AUGCCUGGUUUAGUCGAGGUCACGUCAGGCUCUUCGCUGGCCGAGCCUGUUGUUGACAAGGCAAUAUUCCCAGAUGGCAUCAAAACCUCGGGCCAACAUGCACCCGUGUACUCGAAAAUUCGCCCAUACGAGGACUUCCCGAAAGAGAUCACAGGUAUUACAGCAUGGAACGCCAAAGAAUUUGUCGACAAGCCCGAGAAAUGGACCUAUUCUCUUAGCAACGACGAUGUAGCCGAGAUUGGAGCGGCGGCUGAUCGUUACAUCGAGUCCGGCCAGCAACUGACUGCCAUGUCCAAGGAUCUUUUCCAGUUGCCAAAUUUGGCGUCUCGCAUGAAGGCUCUCAAGGCCUUGCUGCUAGAUGGACAGGGGUUCUGGCUGUUCAAAAACAUACCAGUCCAGGAAUGGGGGCUGCAAAAGUGUGCAACGGCGUACAUGGGCCUCGGCGCUCACCUCGGCUACUUUGUCAGCCAGAAUGGUCGGGGUCAUGUGUUGGGGCAUGUCAAGGACCUCGGUGAAGAUCCAACAAAGACUGAUAGGGUGCGCAUCUAUCGAACCAACGCCAGACAAUACUUUCACACAGAUGCUGCUGAUCUCGUCGGAUUGCUCUGCAUUGCCCGUUCAAUGGAAGGGGGUGAAAGCGACAUAGUGUCUCAACACCAGGUCUGGAACGUUUUGCAGAGAGAAUAUCCCGAAGUUGCCAGGUUGUUCACUCAGCCCAUAUGGUACCUCGACCGCAAGGGCGAGGUAUCAGAGGGACAAGAGCCAUGGAUCCGAGCGAGCGUAUUCUACCUUGACGAUGAAGGGCGACUUUUCGGCAAGUUCGACCCUAACAACGUCACGUCACUCGCGAGGUAUAACACAGGGCCCGACGCCAAGAUCCCGCCACUGAGCGAGGAGCAGAAGACAGCCAUUGAUGUGCUGGAAAAAGUAUGCAAGCGAGAGAGCCUCCACAUGAUACUGCAGCCGGGCGACAUCCAGUGGUUGAGCAACCGGCACGUGUUCCAUGCAAGGACGGCAUACACCAACUGGCCAGAGGGAUCUGUCGACGAGCAGGGCAAGGCAAGACCUGCGAGACAUUUGAUGAGGUUGUGGUUGUCGGUGCCGAUCAGUGAAGGUGGAUGGAAGCUGCCGUAUGCAGAUUCGCACAGGAAGAAAAGAGACGGGAUCCAGGUCAACGACACGCCGCCGAUUUGUCCAUUGGAUGCAGAAUGA
Pyricularia oryzae 70-15 is the source of this 1212-nucleotide messenger RNA. RefSeq names its product taurine catabolism dioxygenase TauD. Gene Ontology annotation, molecular function: oxidoreductase activity. Lineage: Eukaryota; Fungi; Ascomycota; Sordariomycetes; Magnaporthales; Pyriculariaceae. The transcript is spliced from 3 exons. The record is from RefSeq and is a predicted model, not a curated record. Bases 1 to 1212 code for a protein of 403 amino acids.